AUGGUUGAGUCUGAGUCUGGUCCAGUAGAAACGUUUGCAUUCCAAGCUGAAAUUGCUCAAUUGAUGAGUUUGAUUAUUAAUGCUUUCUACAGCAAUCGUGAUGUCUUUCUUCGUGAAUUAAUCUCUAACUCUUCUGAUGCUUUGGAUAAAAUACGUUACCAAGCUCUUACAGAGCCAAAGGAGCUUGAUACUGGAAAAGAUCUCUAUAUUAAGAUUAUUCCAAAUGUAUCUGAGAAAACACUCACAAUCAUCGAUACUGGUGUCGGUAUGACAAAAGCUGAUCUUAUCAACAAUCUUGGUACUAUCGCAAAGUCAGGAACAAAAGCUUUUAUGGAGGCUCUUCAAGCUGGUGCUGAUAUUUCUAUGAUUGGUCAAUUUGGUGUUGGUUUCUACUCUGCUUUUCUUGUUGCCGAUAGAAUUACUUUAAUUUCUAAGCACAACGAUGACGAAUGUUACAUUUGGGAGUCAUCUGCUGGUGGUUCAUUCACAAUCUCAGAAUACAAUGAUCCUGAAUUAACUCGUGGUACAAAGAUUAUCCUCCACAUCAAAGAGGACCAAGCUGAGUAUCUUGAGGAGAAGAAGAUUAAGGAAAUUGUCAAGAAACACUCUCAAUUUAUUGGUUACCCAAUAAAAUUGGUCGUUGAGAAAGAACGUGAAAAGGAGGUUUCUGACGAUGAGGAAGAAGAUGAUGCUAAGAAGGAAGGUGAUGUUGAAGAUGUUAAGGAAGAUGAAAAGAAGGAGAAGAAGAAGAUCACAGAGAAGUACAAUGAAGAAGAAGAGUUGAAUAAGACUAAACCAAUUUGGACACGUAAUCCAGAUGAUGUUACCAAUGAGGAAUAUGCUGAUUUCUACAAAUCUCUUUCAAACGAUUGGGAAGACCAUCUUGCCGUCAAGCAUUUCUCUGUCGAAGGUCAACUUGAGUUCCGUGCUCUUCUUUUUGUACCACAACGUGCUGCUUUUGAUUUGUUUGAGAACAAGAAAAGUAAGAAUGGAAUCAAGCUUUAUGUUCGCCGUGUUUUCAUUAUGGACAAUUGUGAUCAAUUGAUGCCAGAAUACUUGAACUUCGUCAAGGGAGUUGUUGACUCUGAAGAUCUUCCAUUGAACGUUUCUCGUGAAAUGCUCCAACAUUCUAACAUCCUCAAAGUUAUCCGUAAGAAUCUUAUUAAGAAAUCUUUAGAACUUUUCGAGGAAAUCGCUGAGGACGCUGAUAACUUUAAGAAAUUCUAUGAGCAAUUCGCUAAAAAUAUCAAACUUGGUGUUCACGAGGACUCAACAAAUAGAAAGAAACUCGCCGAAUUCCUCCGUUAUCGUACUUCAGCUUCUGGAGAUGAACAAAUUUCAUUGAAACAAUAUGUCGAACGUAUGAAGGAAGGACAAAAUGCAAUUUACUUUAUUACUGGUGAAUCAAUCGAAAUUGUAUCCAAAUCUUCCUUUGUUGAACGUUUAGUUCGUAAAGGUUAUGAAGUCAUCUACAUGUGUGAUCCAAUUGAUGAAUACUGUAUCGCUCAACUUAAGGAAUAUGAUGGAAAGAAAUUGGUAUCUAUUACCCGUGAAGGUCUUGAACUUCCUGAAGAUGAAGAAGACAAGAAGAAGUUUGAAGAAGCUAAAGUCGAGUACGAAAAACUCUGCAAGACAAUGACUGACAUUCUUGACAAGAAAGUUCAAAAAGUUGUUGUUUCCAACAGACUUGAGGAAUCUCCAUGUUGUAUUGUUACCACUGAAGCCAGUUGGUCUAGCAAUAUGACCCGUAUUAUGAAAGCUCAAGCAUUACGUGACUCAACUACAAUGGGAUACAUGGAAUCUAAGAAAAUUCUUGAAAUCAAUCCAGACAACUCAAUUAUCAAGACAUUGAAGAAUCGUAUUGAUAGUGAUGCAGAUGACAAGACAGCAAAAGAUCUUAUUGUCCUCCUCUUCGAGAUCUCUUUGAUCAACAGUGGAUUUACCCUCACAGAUCCAUCAGCUCAUGCCAACAGAAUUUACCGUAUGAUUAAGUUAGGAUUAGACUUGGAAGCUGAUGAGCCAGAACCUGAACCAGUUGCUGCACCUGUAGCUGAAGUUCAAGAAGAUGCUGGAGAUUCAGCCCGUAUGGAAGAGGUUGACUAA
Messenger RNA from Strongyloides ratti, 2103 nucleotides. RefSeq names its product Heat shock protein HSP 90-alpha 1. Gene Ontology annotation, cellular component: perinuclear region of cytoplasm; protein-containing complex; cytosol. The transcript has a single exon. Gene Ontology annotation, molecular function: ATP-dependent protein folding chaperone; ATP hydrolysis activity; ATP binding. Bases 1 to 2103 code for a protein of 700 amino acids. NCBI's taxonomy places the organism in Eukaryota, Metazoa, Nematoda, Chromadorea, Rhabditida, Strongyloididae. Gene Ontology annotation, biological process: protein stabilization; protein folding; cellular response to heat. The record is from RefSeq and is a predicted model, not a curated record.